Molecule: messenger RNA, 435 nt
Organism: Rhipicephalus microplus (southern cattle tick)
Lineage: Eukaryota; Metazoa; Arthropoda; Arachnida; Ixodida; Ixodidae
Source: RefSeq, a predicted model, not a curated record
AUGGAGGAGGCCUUGACAGAGCACCUGAAGACUCUGUAUGGGUCACUUGGGUGUACGAAGGACCACCAGGUCGAUGACAGGAACUCCCAAGGUGUAGAAGAAAGUGUCGUACAGGGUUCCCCGGAGGAAGGGGCCCCGAAAUGGGAAAUAUGCCGCAUCUCUCUGGACCGUGCUUUUCCCCGACUCCGAGCCCACACAGCCCCAGGGCCAGAUGGCAUCCCAGCGCGCUUAAGUGCGUUGUACAAGAAUCGAAAGAGCAUAGCUAGCCUGUUCAACGACAUCUUUGCGGGAGUGGACAUUCCAGCGGACUGGCAGCGAGGCAGAGUCGCCCUCAUACUCAGACGUGGAGGCAAGGCAGGAAACCUCCAGGACUACCGGCCACUCACAGUCACCAGCACUAUGUACCGGCUUUUUACCCAGGUGCUUAAGGGCUAG